Cicer arietinum (chickpea) is the source of this 2327-nucleotide messenger RNA. Its product is annotated as increased DNA methylation 1. Gene Ontology annotation, biological process: negative regulation of DNA-templated transcription; regulation of transcription by RNA polymerase II. NCBI's taxonomy places the organism in Eukaryota, Viridiplantae, Streptophyta, Magnoliopsida, Fabales, Fabaceae. The record is from RefSeq and is a predicted model, not a curated record. Gene Ontology annotation, molecular function: acyltransferase activity, transferring groups other than amino-acyl groups; transcription corepressor activity. Gene Ontology annotation, cellular component: nucleus.
AGAAACCUUCGCCGGCGGUAAUCAUCACCUAACUCAAACCUUCGCCGGAAGACCUCCAACGGCCGAAUUCCUUUACCGCUCCUUUUCAGCUUCCUCUCAAACGGCUAUUAUCGCACAGUUUCGUUUCUCGUUUGCUCAUUUACUUGUGUCUCUGUUUCCGACUAGUUUUCAUUUUUUAUUUUUAUAAGGUAUAUGAUUUAACGGUUUGAUGGAUUCACGUUCAUCACCUCCUGAUAUCAACAUUAAACCUGAGCAUUGUCCAGAAGCUGUGAUUGAAUGGUACCGUGUAACGAGUUUAAAAGAUCGUAAAGAAAGUGCUAGUAGAAAGGAUUUGGCUUUGAAAGCAAAACAACAUCUUCUUUCUUUGGGUUGGAAGUUUUGGUAUAUUGAUAAAAAAGUUAGGUGGGAAUUGCGUUAUACUUCUCCUACUAAUGGUAAACACUAUAUUUCUUUAAAAACGGCUUGUGAGAGUUGCAUUGAAGAAGGAGGUUGUAGUGGCAAACAGCCUUCAACCGCACUGGCAACUGUCAUUUCUUUGUCUCCGUCACAGCCGAAGAAGCGACCGAGACAAUUCGAGGAAACCAAUGAUUCGACUUCUGAGGAGGAUUCUGAAUAUAAAGCUACAUCGAGUACGGUUUCAAAUUGGAAGGAAUCAAAGGAAAAAGAGAAAAAUGUGAUUCAAUCUGAACCAGAGGUUACUACUAAUUCAGUUGGUUUUGGUAAAAGAGGGAAGGUAUUUAAGAAGGGUGCAAAGGAGAAGAAUUUAGAGGGAUGUGAUAAAAGAGGGAAAGCAUUCAAGAUGAAUAAUUCAAAGGGUUCUGGUAAAAGAGGGAAAGUAUUAAAGAUGAGUGUGAGGGAAAGGUAUACUCUUGUUUCUUGGUUGAUAAGUCACCGAGUUUUGGCUUCAGGGACUAAUGUGUUAUGUCGUGGUAGUAACAAUGUGGUAAAACAAGGGAGGCUUUCUAAUGAUGGUAUAAUUUGUGAUUGUUGCGACGUGAUUUUCACUGUCACUGGAUUUGAGGCUCACGCCGGUUGUACAAGACAUAGACCAUCCACGAGUAUCUGCUUGGAGGAUGGAAGAUCGUUAUCGCAAUGUCAAAGGGAAGCUCUGAAUUUGCGUAAUCCCAAGGGGGAUCAUUUUUUGAGUGAUGAAAAGUCUGAUGAAACUAACGACAAUGUUUGUGCUAUUUGUGGUUUUGGAGGUGACAUAGUACUGUGCGAUCGAUGUCCUUCUUCGUUUCACCUAAUCUGUUUAGGUUUUGAUCGAGUCCCCGACGGUGAUUGGUUUUGUCCGUCAUGUAGCUGUAAAAUAUGCUAUCGACCGAGAUGCAAAGAAGAAUGUGCAAAUCAUGCUGAUAACAAUGUUCUUGUUUGUGUUCAAUGUGAGCAAAAAUAUCACUUUGGGUGCGUAAAUGCUACCGGAUUUAGUUCUUGUCACUCGGACAGCAAUGCUAAAAAGAAGAAUUGGUUUUGCAGUGUAGUUUGUGGGAACAUGUUUUUAUGUCUACAAAGGCUGAUAGGGAAACCGAUUUCGGUUGGUGAUAAUCUAACUUGGACAUUGUUGAAGAAUGUGAGUAGUGUUGAUGAUGUUGGAAAUUUUACUUUUGAUGAGUUUGGUCCAAAGGAGAGUAAGUUGAAUGCGGCACUUGGUGUAUUGUAUGACACUUUUACCCCAACUAUUGAUGCUAUAACAGGAAGAGAAUUGAUUAAAGAUAUUGUUUUUAGUAGAGAUUCAGAACAUGUUCGCUUGAACUUUAGUGGUUUCUAUAAUGUGGUUUUAGAGAAAAUGGGUGAAAUGAUUUCAGUAGCUACUAUAAGGAUUUAUGGCAAAAAGGUUGCAGAGGUAGUUUUCGUGGCCACCAAGGAACAAUAUCGAAACAAAGGAAUGUGUCGUUCAUUGAUGAAUGAGCUUGAGGAACAGUUAAGUCUACUAGGAGUAAAGAGCAUACUUUUGCACUCAUCCCAUGAGGCUAUUGAGACUUGGACAAAAUCUUUUGGUUUUGCUAGAAUAACUGCUAAAGAAAGGCGUCAAUAUAUUGACAAUACUUUUUUAGAAUUUCAGAACACUAUCAUGUGCUUUAAACCACUGAAUAGACCUAUAUGGUCUUGCAUUGCUGGACGAUAGUUAUAUUAUGAUGGUCAGAGUUAUGUAAUUUUUUUAAUGAUAUAAUUUGGAACUAAUCUUUGUUUGUUUUCAAAUCGAUAUUUGGUGUUUGUCUAGUAUUUUGAUCUUUGUGGAUAUUCAUCCUUUUUGAACAUUGAAUAAAGUAUCUUGAGUCAUUAUUAGUCACUUUUAUGUGUAAAUGUUCAAUACAGUGUUACAAAUA